UAGUUCUCUUGACUUGACAGUUGAAGUUGAGGAAAGAAGCGAGAGGGAAACAAACAAACAUCGAAAAGAAUAAAUACACAAAGAAAUCGAAGAGAAUGCGAUUUUAGGGUUUUGAGGGUUUUUCAACGAAUUUGAAAUUUCGAGCGAAAAUGGCUCUCACAAGCGUGAAAAUGUCUGAAGAAGUUUGGUUAACUUGCGCAACUCAUGGAUUCACCACUGAAUCGGAAGAGAUCAUGGGUCUUCUCCUUGGCGACAUCGAGCAUUCGAAGAAUGGGGCUGUGACUGCAUUGAUAUGGGGAGCGUCUCCUCAAACAAGGUCCGAUCGGAGAAAAGAUCGCGUUGAAACUAAACCUGAACAGUUGGCUGCUGCUUCAGCUCUUGCUGAUAGAAUGACUGUUUCAACUGGAAGAAUAACCAGGGUGAUAGGAUGGUACCAUUCACACCCUCAUAUUACUGUUUUGCCUUCACAUGUUGAUGUGCGGACUCAGGGAUUGUAUCAACUUCUUGAUUCUGGGUUUAUUGGGUUGAUUUUUUCUUGUUACAAUGAAGAUGCAACCAAGGUAGGGAGAAUUCAAGUAAUUGCUUUCCAGUCAUCUGAUGGGAAGCAGAAUAACAUGUUAAGACCCGUACCACUGUCUCCUGUAAAUAGAAGCUCCAUUAUUAAUAUUGAUUCAUCACCAAGUACCUCAGAGAAUGUACCAACAAGGUCUAACUUCAAGGCAGAUAAUUCAGAGCAAGACACUGGCGAUUCAAGAAAUGCGGGUACUAGUAAGGGUGGGGGGAGAUCUUUAGAAUUGGGGAGUUUCUUCGCUAAUGCUGAUGCCAACUAUCAGGAGAGUAGAAAAGAUGCUGGAAACUAUCUUCUCACCAAUUCAGACACCACCGGAGUUGAUGAUCCCAUGGAUAUGUCAGAAAGUAUGCAGGAAGCUAUGCACCGUUCAAAUUUGGACACGAGUGGUGCAGAGUUUGUAAGAAAAGAAAUCCCCCUCUAUGUUUUGCCAUCUUUGUCUCUUGUCAACCUUGAUUCACCACUAUCAUCAUACACGGAUCUGCAACAUGUACUGUUUGAAGAGGAGCGGACCGCAUAUAAUCAGGCCAUCUUACAAAAUACAAGGGACGGGAAAACACAUCCACUCACUUUCAUACACCACACUUCUACUUAUCAGGCUUCCUUAUGCAAGUUGAUUGAAUAUUGUUUAAGUCCUGCAAUAAACGCACUUCAAGAUCGACUCAGGGAGAAUGAAUUUCGGUUAGCAGUUCUGAGUGAAGAAGCCAAGAGUAUGGAGGUGGAGGCGUCUAUGUCUAGAGGGACUGAAGCAAGUGUGGGAUCUCCCCGUCGAAUUGCAUCUCCUACACAACAAGGAAAUUUGUCUCCUCGUCAGAGAAACUCACCGGGUUCAGGUGAAUCUCCUGGUUCGAAAAGUGUAUCCAGUCCUAGUAGCCGGAGCAAAAGAGGAUAGUAACAUUGAAUUCUCUUUGGAUGUACUGCUUCAAACGACAUGACAAUGAUGAUUAGUGAUGAUUUUGCUAGAGUGGUACAUACAUAGAAUGUACAUGGUAAUGGUGUUACACUUCACAAAGUUUGGUAGUUUGAAAAUGAUGCUAAAUGGAAUAUUUUGCUAGUUGGAGUCGUUUACCUGUUGUAUAAUACUUGAAAGAACAAAUUGAAACGAUCAAUUACAUUCAUGGUUGGUUUA
Molecule: messenger RNA, 1697 nt
Organism: Vicia villosa (hairy vetch)
Lineage: Eukaryota; Viridiplantae; Streptophyta; Magnoliopsida; Fabales; Fabaceae
Exons: 10
Coding region: 150-1460 (436 amino acids)
Biological process (GO): double-strand break repair
Cellular component (GO): BRCA1-A complex; BRISC complex
Molecular function (GO): metallopeptidase activity; cysteine-type deubiquitinase activity; polyubiquitin modification-dependent protein binding
Source: RefSeq, a predicted model, not a curated record